This is a messenger RNA of Saccharomyces mikatae IFO 1815, 4395 nucleotides long. RefSeq names its product Arf family guanine nucleotide exchange factor GEA2 (gene GEA2). Bases 1 to 4395 code for a protein of 1464 amino acids. The transcript has a single exon. Gene Ontology annotation, biological process: regulation of ARF protein signal transduction. Gene Ontology annotation, molecular function: guanyl-nucleotide exchange factor activity. Lineage: Eukaryota; Fungi; Ascomycota; Saccharomycetes; Saccharomycetales; Saccharomycetaceae. The record is from RefSeq and is a predicted model, not a curated record.
AUGAGUAGUAAGGGAUUCAUCACGGUAGAUCCCGUUACUAUCAUAAUUAAAGAAUGCAUUAAUUUAUCAACAGCAAUGCGGAAAUACUCCAAAUUUACCUCCCAAUCUGGGGUAGCUGCUCUACUGGGAGGAGGGAGUGAAAUCUUUAGUAAUCAAGAUGAUUACUUGGCUCACACAUUCAACAAUCUGAAUACCAACAAGCACAAUGACCCAUUUUUAUCUGGCUUCAUUCAGUUAAGACUCAUGUUGAAUAAACUGAAAAAUUUAGAAAAUAUAGAUUCGCUCACAAUAUUGCAGCCAUUUCUAUUAAUUGUGAGUACAAGCUCUAUUUCUGGCUACAUUACUUCUCUGGCACUUGAUUCUCUACAAAAAUUCCAUACUUUGAAUAUUAUCAAUGAAUCAUCCAAGAACUAUAUUGGCGCAUAUAGAGCAACAAUAAACGCUCUAACUCACUGCAGAUUUGAAGGAUCUCAACAACUUUCUGAUGAUUCGGUUCUUUUAAAAGUAGUGUUUUUACUCCGUUCAAUCGUCGAUUCGCCUUAUGGAGAUUUACUAUCAAACUCCAUAAUAUACGAUGUAUUACAAACUAUUCUAUCAUUAGCUUGUAAUAACAGAAGGAGCGAGGUCCUUAGGAAUGCUGCCCAAUCGACAAUGAUAUCUGUAACCGUUAAAAUAUUCUCGAAACUAAAAACUAUUGAGCCAACCAAUGUCAAUCAGGUGUACAUCAAUGAUGAAAGUUACACAAACGACGUGUUGAAAGCUGACACAAUUGGUACUAAUGCAGAAUCUAAAGAAGAAGGAAGCCAAGAACAUGUCGUUGACUCGGAGAUGAAUGAUGAAGAGGCUAUUAGCGAUGAUGAUGGUAAUGAAGAGGAACAUAUUCCUUUAGAAACGAACACAAAUGCGGUCGAACAACUAGAAAUUGUGCAAAAAACAACAAGAUCAAAUUCCAGGAUCCAAGCAUAUGCUGAUGAUAACUAUGGAUUGCCCGUAGCUAGACAGUAUUUAAACUUGCUACUAUCAUUAAUUGCACCGGAAAAUGAACUGAAGCACUCAUACUCCACGAGAAUAUUUGGCUUAGAAUUAAUUCAAACAGCAUUAGAAAUAUCAGGUGAUCGAUUGCAGCUAUAUCCGCGCCUUUUCACGCUAAUAUCAGACCCUAUUUUCAAAAGUGUUCUGUUUAUCAUUCAAAACACCACAAAGUUGUCACUACUACAAGCUACGUUACAAUUGUUUACAACGCUAGUUGUUAUAUUAGGCAACAAUUUACAAUUGCAGAUUGAGCUCACCUUAACAAAGAUAUUCUCCAUUCUCUUAGAUGAUGGUGCAGCAAACAGUUCGAAUUCAGAAAAUAAGAACAAACCGUCAAUAAUAAAGGAGCUUUUAAUCGAGCAAAUAUCUAUCUUGUGGACUAGGUCGCCAUCAUUUUUCACUUCCACUUUCAUCAAUUUUGAUUGUAAUCUGGAUAGAGCAGAUGUUUCUAUAAACUUUUUGAAAGCCUUGACCAAACUGGCCUUGCCUGAAUCUGCUUUGACCACCACAGAGAGUGUACCACCCAUUUGUCUUGAAGGAUUAGUAUCCUUAGUCGAUGAUAUGUUCGAUCACAUGAAAGAAAUUGACAAAGAAGAAUUUAGCAGACAAGGUAACGAUAUGGAAAUCUUAAAGAAGAGAGAUCGUAAAACAGAGUUUAUUGAGUGUACGGAUGCAUUUAAUAAAAAACCAAAGAAAGGUAUUCCGAUGUUAAUAGAAAAGGGAUUCAUCGCUUCCGACUCUGAUAAGGAUAUUGCAGAAUUUCUUUUCAAAAAUAACAAUCGUAUGAACAAAAAAACCAUUGGACUACUUCUAUGUAAUCCGGACAAAAUAAGUUUGCUUAACGAAUAUAUUCGUUUGUUUGAUUUUUCAGGUUUAAGGGUUGACGAGGCUAUUAGGAUUUUAUUGACCAAAUUCAGGUUACCUGGUGAAUCGCAACAAAUUGAGAGAAUUAUUGAGGCGUUCUCUUCCGCAUAUUGUGAAAAUCAAGAUUACGAUCCAUCAAAGAUUAACGACAAUGCGGAGGAUGACAUUGCUACGGUUCAACCAGAUGCUGAUUCUGUUUUCAUUUUAAGUUAUUCAAUUAUCAUGCUAAACACGGAUCUUCAUAAUCCUCAGGUGAAGGAACAUAUGUCAUUUGAGGAUUACUCUAGUAAUUUGAAGGGAUGUUGUAAUCACAAAGACUUCCCGUUCUGGUAUUUGGAUAGGAUUUAUUGCUCAAUCAGAGAUAAGGAAAUUGUUAUGCCCGAAGAACAUCAUGGUAAUGAAAAGUGGUUCGAAGAUGCUUGGAAUAAUUUAAUUUCUUCAACCACCGUGAUAACCGAGAUUAAAAAGGAUACACAAUCUGUUAUGGAUAAAUUAUCGCCCUUAGAGCUUUUGAAUUUUGAUAGAGCAAUAUUCAAACAAAUUGGGCCAAGCAUUGUUAGCACAUUAUUUAACAUUUACGUUGUUGCAUCCGAUGACCAUAUCUCCACUAGAAUGAUAACAAGUUUGGAUAAAUGUUCAUUUAUCUCGGCAUUUUUUGACUUUAAGGAUCUUUUUAAUGAUAUCUUGAAUUCUAUUGCUAAGGGCACUACAUUAAUAAAUUCAAGCGAUGAAGAUGAACUUUCAAAUCUAGCAUUUGAAUAUGGACCAAUGCCGUUGGUACAAAUUACAUUCGAAGACACCAAUACUGAGAUUCCGGUUAGUACGGAUGCUGUUAGAUUUGGUCGGUCAUUCAAGGGUCAGUUGAACACAGUAGUUUUUUUCCGCAUCAUUCGUAGAAACAAAGAUCCCAAGAUUUUUUCCAAGAAAUUAUGGUCAAACAUUGUGAAUAUUAUCCUAACCCUGUACGAAGAUUUAAUUUUACCUCCUGAUAUUUUCCCCGAUUUGCAGAAAAGAUUAAAAUUAAACAACUUGCCUAGGCCAUCCCCUGAAAUUUCGAUCAAUAAGAGCAAAGAAAGCAAGGGUCUCUUGUCAACAUUUGCUUCUUACUUGAAAGGAGAUGAAGAACCUACAGAAGAAGAAAUAAAAUCCUCAAAAAAGGCGAUUGAAUGCAUAAAAUCGAGUAAUAUUGCCGCUUCUGUUUUUGGAAAUGAAUCGAAUAUUACCAUCGAUUUAAUAAAGACUUUACUGGAAUCUGCGAAAACUGAGAAGGAUGAAGAUAAUUCCAGGUAUUUUGAGGCAGAACUUCUAUUUAUCAUUGAGUUGACGAUUGCCUUAUUUUUGUUUUGUAAAGAAGAGAGGGAAUUAGGAAAGUUUAUACUUCAAAAGGUUUUCCAACUGUCUCAUACUAAAGGUCUCACGAAAAGGACUGUUCGCAGAAUGCUAACAUACAAAAUUUUACUGAUUUCAUUAUGUGUGGAUCAGACGGAGUAUUUAUCAAAAUUGAUAAACGAUGAGUUGUUAAAGAAGAGUGAAAUUUUCACCCAGAAAUUUUUUGCAACUCUCCAAGGUAAGGAAUUCUUAAAAAGGUUAUUUUCCUUGACUGAAUCAGAGUCUUAUAGAGAAUUUUUACUAGGAAAUGAGAAUUUCUGGAAGUUUUUGAGAAAGGUGACGGCGAUGAAGGAGCAAAGUGAUAGCAUUUUUGAAUAUUUAAAUGAAUCGAUCAAAACAGACUCAAAUAUCUUGACGAAUGAGAAUUUUAUGUGGGUUCUGGGAUUGUUGGAUGAAAUUUCAUCAAUGGGUGCUGUUGGUAACCAUUGGGAAAUGGAAUACAAAAAUUUGACAGAGAGUGGACAUAAAGUGGAUAAGGAGAAUCCAUACAGGAAAUCAAUUGAAUUAUCAUUGAAGUCCAUUCAACUGACGUCACACUUAUUGGAAGAUAGUAAUAAUUUGAAUAAGAACGAGAUACUCGCAAUUAUUCAAGCUUUAGCACAUCAAUGCAUCAAUCCAUGUAAGCAGAUAAGCGAAUCUGCAGUGGAAACACUACAACAGACACUCAUCAACAAAAUCGAAAUCCCAACUGAUGAAAUGGAAUCGGUAGAGGAGUUAAUUGAGGGUGGAUUACUACCAUUGCUGAAUUCGAGUGAAACACAGGAAAAUCAAAAAAUCCCCAUUUCAUCCAUACUAACAAUAAUUUCAAAUGUUUAUUUACACUAUCUGAGAUUGGAAAGAACAAGCAACGAAACAUUUUUAAAAAUUCUGGGUAUUUUCAAUAAAUUCGUAGAAGAUUUAGAAGUUGAAAAGCAGCUACAACAAUUGAUACUUGAUAAGAAGAGCAUUGAGAAAGAAGUCAAUGGAUCAUCAUCGCAUGCAUCUGUACAUGAGCAAUCGCCGGAAAUGAGCGACGUUCGAGCUGAAGUUGCUGCAUCAGUUGAUGAUAAAUCGAAGGUUGUUGAUGAAGAUGGGAUGGAGAAAAAGGAAGAAGAGGAUAUCAAGAGUUAA